Messenger RNA from Carassius carassius (crucian carp), 1541 nucleotides. Its product is annotated as neuralized-like protein 4. The coding region runs from base 466 to 1464 and encodes 332 amino acids. The record is from RefSeq and is a predicted model, not a curated record. Gene Ontology annotation, molecular function: ubiquitin protein ligase activity. Lineage: Eukaryota; Metazoa; Chordata; Actinopteri; Cypriniformes; Cyprinidae. The transcript has 5 exons.
GUUUGAGAUUUAAAUAUACAAAUAAGAUUUAACAUUUGGAUUUAAAUUGAAGAUUUAAACAAUAAUUAAAUCUAAAUUGAAUUAGUUAAAUGUGAUGUGAUGAUCUCAACACGUUUUUAGGAGAUUCUCAUGCUCCAUCUAAUGUCGCACAGGCACAUUUCUUAGAAAAAAAAACUGAAAGACACACAGCGUUUGGGAAACAAUUAUUGUAAUGCAAUUAGUUGUAUGGAAAAUCCACAUCAGUCAGCCUGUAGUUUCCCUCACUCUGCUCCACCUGCAUGCAAGCUCAUCCCCUUUUUCUGUCUCUAAACCUCACGAGUGCAACUAGUCAAACAGGCUUUUGUGCUCUGCGGCACUCUACUUGGAUCUUUAAAGCCAGAGUCACAAAUCAGUUUCAGCUGUGUUUUCCAUCUUGAACGUCAGAACCAAACCAACUUUUGCUGGAUUUCAUGAAGCAAACCAACAAUGAAGCACGAUCGCUUGUGUGGCAGUCGAUGUCUGGGUCCAAUGACUUUUAAUAAGGACCUGACAGGCCGAAAUGUGACCCUGAGCCAAGGAGGACAACUCGCGUCCAGAGACACCUCGUCCUUUAUGAACGGUUUGGUGUUUCUCAGCCGCACUGUUAAAGUGGAAGAAAAGCUGUGUAUGCAUAUUGAGGACUGCACCUCAUUGUGGGAUGGAGCUCUUCGUGUGGGCUUCACCAACAUCUGCCCGCAAAGAAACAAUUUACCAGCUGCUUCAAUACCAGACCUCAGGGACGCACAGGGAUACUGUGUUGUGCCAGUACCUGAGGACUUGUCUAGGUGCGGUGUACAGAUUCAGUUUUGGAUAAACUAUGCAGGCAUGGUUAUUGUGCAAGAGAUAGGUGGGGAGAAAUAUUACCUCGAAGCAAAAGGACUUAACCUGAAUAAUCCGCUGUGGGUUUUCAUUGAUCUGUACGGGAGCACAAGCGCCGUCCGCCUUCUGAGAUCAAGGAGGGGCAGUCGAACAUCAUGCCCAGUUUGUCCUGAAGACAGUACAUCUGACAUCAACUGGCCAGCAAGAGUGGUUGAGCGACAAACAUCAGAGGAAGAGCAUAGUAAUAACCAAAAAGCAGAAUCCAGAAAGGUCCAGAAAACAUCAUCUUACUGGAAACCGAGUCUCUUUCUUGUACAGUAUGCCAAUCAGACGACCCUCCCAAACCCCAGAGAAAGUUCAGAACUCACAAGAGCUGGUUUAGGCAUAUCUGUUCAGGAGUCAAGAGGGGUAGAUCUAAACUGGACUUUGCGAGAGCUGAAUCUCUUCAUUUGCUCCAGAUAUCCUUUGGUUGACCUGGAUGCGAUUGGUUUCCAUUUGGCAAAGACUGAUAAACAUGGACGACUUUGCAGAAUACAUUCAAACACUCUGAAGAAAAUAAAAAAGGAGCUGGCUGACAACAUACUUUAUAUAGUUCCUCAAACAGACAUUAUUCUAAUUGAGGUAUAGCGGGAAAUUCUCAUUUAAUUAUUAACAAAUAAUUAAUAAACUACGGUGAAUGUUUAAGCAUGGCUGUUCUUUGAAGA